AUGCUGAGGAACCGUAUUAAGAUUGAAGAGAAGAAGCUGGAGUUUGUGUUUGAGAUAGAGAAUGUCCAGUUUAAUCAGCCGCAGCAGUACAGGCUUAUGCUGACUGUGGAGAAUCCACUUCUGGCAGGAUCUGGCUCAGGAAUCCAACUUAGAGUGAAUAAUGAAGAGAUUGUUCAGGCAAACUCUGUCUCCACUGAUACUCUAGGGCAUGAGAUCAUCAGUGUCAGUCUGCAUGGUGCCACCAGUCUUCCCCUGCUGACAAACGGAGGAGUUCCACUGCCACUUGCUAUUAUAAAUCUGAUCAACGUUAAAGGCAAGUCAAUGGACACUGAAGGAGAAUUAAAGGAUGCAUCCCAAACUGCAGCGUGCAGACUAUAUUGUGUGUCUCAAACGGGGACUGAAGACGAUGGGACCGGUCAGUGUAGGAGCCAGGCAGUAACACACUGUACUCUGCAAUCCACACACAACUCCUGCUGGGAGGAGAACCUAUCAGUGGAGCUUGUGGAUGUUGGAUGCCACAGGGAGGGCCGGGAACUGUCAGUCACUAGCCAAAGCCCACAGAGCAGAGGAGAUCCUCCUGAAUCUGUCUUCACUCUUCCGGUGUUCACAGCUCAGGGCCAGCCUCAGAUUUCACCUGAGAAGCAGCCUGUGUGGAAUCCCUGCUUCCUAUCCCUGGGUCGGGACUGUGGUACUGCCUUCACUCCAGGAGCAGCUUUGGUGGCACUUGAGUACUAUCCUACAGCUACAGGACAGCUAGAAGUUCCUCACACAGUGCUGGAGCUGGAUCAGGCAGACCGUGAAAACAACUCUCCCCCUUAUAGAAAACCACACCCUACAUCAGUCCGCUGUGAGUCUCCUCUACUCUCCACUGCCCUCCUUCUCUCCUCCCCUCUCAGACACCACACCCUCCUGCAGGCUGCUUUCUUCAUCCUCAGACAGACUGAACAUUCAAUAUUUGGCAUUAGCCCUGUAUUGAUUGGGAACACAGUGGCUGUCGAUGGCUGCAAGAUCGGCCUGAGGUUCAGAUGUGGAAUUAUGUAUGCAGACUUUGCCAACCAGCAAAGGAAUGUACGGCUCCAGAGGGAUGGAUAUGAUUUACCAGCCUAUGAUGCUCUUGCCCAGAUCCUCUCAGAAUAUCAGCACAUCUUCAAAACACCCAAAGCUCCUCAACAGAGCAAAGGAGAACCAAAAGAACAGAAGAAGUCCAAGAGGUCCUUAGAGCUCAACCAAACAUUUGAAAUCCAUUCUCCACAUGAGAGACUCCCAGGGCCUAUUGUUCAGGAUGAUGAUCCACAUGUUGCAGAGAUUACUGAACACCAGACCAAAGAGCUGGAGAACUAUCGUUCUGCCAUGUGUAAGAUGGCAGAGGACAUCCUUGCUCUGCGAUCUCAGGUGGCCAGUCUGGAGGAGCAAAACAGCCAACUUCGCAAUGAGCUCUCUAUGAGCCAGGAUCUGGGGCGUACACUGCUGGAUGACACGGACAUUGACGUCAUGACCCAGACUGAGAUUGCAGAAAGAAUAGUUUCUCUGAAGUGCAAGCUGGCCAGCGAGAGCAGUAAGGCAGCAGAUCAGAGAGAUAAGAUCCAGCAGCUUCAGAAUGAGCUCAUCAGGAAGAAUGACAAUGAAAAGGAGCUGAUGCGACUAAAGCAAGUACACCACCAACAACAGGCUGUGCUGAAGCGCUACCAAGGACAGAUCAAGAAACUCUCAAAUCUAGAGGCUACAGUACGCCAACAGGAGAAGGUUAUUGAAAGGAUGGAGAAGGUGCUGACUACAAAGCUGAGAGAGAGAAAUAAAGAAAAUGCAGAGCGGAAGAAGAAGGUCUUAAAAGAAAAAGAUUUAGAGGAGAGCAGAAUGAGAGAGGUUGAGUCUAUACUGGCUGCAGAAAACUCUUGCCUCAGAGCAGAGCUGGAAAGACUUCGGCAACUGCCACAGCCUGUUAUCAUACAACAACCUGCACAGCAGCCUUUUGCAGACAGUGAGAAGCUCAGACUGUUAGAGCAGAUAGAGAGAGCAGAGGCCUGCAUCCGUACUUUGGGCAAACAGCUGGAGGAGAACGCCAGGCAGUGGGGGAAAGAAAAGCAAGACAUGUUGACCAGACUCAGUGAAUACAAUCAUGGAUUUGCUCGUGCAUCAACCUUGCAUCACCUGCCACUGAAAAGUGUUUCACACUCCGUUUUGGGACACAUACGUCAUAAGCAGCUGGAUACCCUUAAAUGACCUGAUUCAACAUCACAAUCAUCACCAGAAC
Messenger RNA from Neoarius graeffei (lesser salmon catfish), 2251 nucleotides. RefSeq names its product coiled-coil domain containing 33 (gene ccdc33). The transcript is spliced from 21 exons. Lineage: Eukaryota; Metazoa; Chordata; Actinopteri; Siluriformes; Ariidae. The record is from RefSeq and is a predicted model, not a curated record. Gene Ontology annotation, cellular component: peroxisome. The coding region runs from base 1 to 2220 and encodes 739 amino acids.